Molecule: messenger RNA, 3264 nt
Organism: Branchiostoma floridae (Florida lancelet)
Lineage: Eukaryota; Metazoa; Chordata; Leptocardii; Amphioxiformes; Branchiostomatidae
Product: SAM pointed domain-containing Ets transcription factor-like
Exons: 9
Coding region: 76-1614 (512 amino acids)
Biological process (GO): regulation of transcription by RNA polymerase II; cell differentiation
Cellular component (GO): nucleus
Molecular function (GO): DNA-binding transcription factor activity, RNA polymerase II-specific; sequence-specific DNA binding
Source: RefSeq, a predicted model, not a curated record
AUAUUCAACGUAUUGUGUAAUUGUGAGGUAUGAAGUGCUGAUAUUUGUAAUGAACGAACUACCCCCUGUCAAAAAAUGGACCCUCCUCAUUGUUUUCUUCACAACAAAAAGAAAAACAAAACUUUCCGCCGAAUUAGAUCAUUUUGGCUGACAACUGGUGCGACUUGGUCCGGGCUGAGGCCGGGGAACAGUACACGUCACACCGCAGUACUGAGAGAUCCGAGACGGAGGAAAACUUUCCCAAACAUUCCAUCUUUGUCAUCUUCACUGCCGCUGUCCUACCGCAAUUUGAAUCUACUGAGAAAACGACUGGCGUCUGAGAAGACCACGAAAGAACGGGACCCAAGCCCAGGUGGUUUGCGGAGAGUUUGCUGCUGUAGAGAGAGAGAGAGGGAGGAAGAGACAGACGGAGCGGCGCCCGGUGUCAGGAUGCUCCAGGGACGGGACGGUGCCGUCAUGUUCUCGGCAAACGCCGACGCGACGUCCGCAGAAGAGAUAGAAGAUGUCGACGCCGAGCCGAGUUCACUGUUAGAGUUACAUCCGAGCGGUGCGAUCAUGGGGGCCCAGAACAACGCUUUUGCUCCUCUACCGGACAUCGACGCCUUCCUGCACAACACGGGCCUCAACAUAGACCAGAUCCAGCAGGGUCACGUGACGCCCGGAGACUCGCCAUCCCCCGAUCACGUGUCCGUCAAGUUCGAAGAACCGCGGUACUACUGUGCGGAGCAUGCGCAGGAAGGCGUCACUGGCCAAUCACAGGCCAUGUUCGUGGAUCACGUGGACGAGCAGGACCAGACGAUGUGGGAGGAGCAGCUACAGACGGUAGACAUGCACGAGGUGAGGAAAAACCUGGGCAAGAUGCAACCACUCAUCAUCAAGGAGGUCGUCAAGGACAUUGAAGUCGCCUGUAAACUCCUCAACAUCCCCUCCGAUCCCCACUACUGGACGGUGGAGCAUGUAGAAAAGUGGCUGUUGUGGACCCUCCACCAGUAUAGACUCCCUCCGCUCAACCUCGACUACUUCCGCAUGAGUGGCGUCACGCUGUGCAUGCUCAGCGAGGACGACUUCCGUUUUAGAGCGCCACGCUGCGGCGACAUCAUGUAUGCUCACCUUGACGUCUGGAAGACAGCGUCGCGGAUAGCAGGCCUACACAUUUUCCCAGAGAGCGAAGAAGAAGAUCUUGACAAAGACGACCUAUCAAGUCCAACCACAGUGAAAGAAGAGCGGACCUCUCCCCCUCCGUCUUGUAAUGGCGUUAAAGGCUUAACGGACCGACCAGCAAUAGGACCCAUAACGUCCAUGACUCCGAACCAUCAAGCGGGUAUCCACCUGUGGCAGUUCCUGAAAGAGUUGCUGCUCCAGCCCGAGUCCUACAGCCACUGUAUCCGCUGGAUAGAUAGAGACGCAGGCAUUUUCAAAAUCGAAGACUCGGUGGAGGUGGCUCGGCUGUGGGGUCUCCGGAAGAACCGUCCGGCCAUGAACUAUGACAAACUGUCCCGCUCCAUCCGGCAGUACUACCGCAAGGGCAUCAUCAAGAAGACGGACAUCUCCCAGAGACUUGUCUACCAGUUCUGUCAGCCCAUUGCAGGGGUUACGGUGAAGAAAGAACCUUAAAUUUCAUCAGGUUCACUUGUACAUAGACAACACGUUUAACGUCCAUGUUGUAGUUCCUCUAUGUUGAGAAGGAAAUGUUACGAUCGGAGAGCGCCUGACCAGAGGCUAUUUUAAAGCUGCACUCCGUGUGUUUUAAAGGGAAAGUCACUGUUUCCAAGGCAUGUGUUCACACUGACUCAAAGACGGAAAACUGCACAUUUUUAUCGGUCCUCUUUUCAAAUUAGAAUUUCUUUUUGGCGACGCUCUAGGGCCGGAAGCUUUUUACUGUGACAUACAAAAUGGCAACCCGGUAAUAUGGCAUACAGAUAAUGAAAUACGAAUACGAAUGUAAAUAUGUUCAACUAAGUUAGCAAGUCAAGUUAGCAUCCAACCUGAUGCGAACAAACACAUACAUCACCCACCCCCUUUAAAACCACGAGGUGCAGCUUUUACUGAUAAGUGUAAAAUUCAAGUGGCUGCUUUAAGAAACGUCAUAGAAGAGAAGGCAUAAAUGAGCAUGCGCGUCAGAGAAGGGAUCAUUGCGACUCAACGCGGUGAAACCAGCCCAACGAGGCAACACGCAUGCGCGGAAGGCAGCUACUAAUGCUAUGGCCAGAGUAAGUGACGUUAGGGCUAUACCAUUCAUUGCAAAAUGGUUCAGGGUAAGGUCUUUGAAGUGAGCUUUCGAUUCAUUUAGGAAUACUAAGCCUUCAUGUACAACUACAUUUACCCCUGAAUCUGGUAUUGGUAUAGCCCGUGACAUAACAGCAAAUUGAUGAUGUAAGAGAGAUUGGCCUCUGGUUUGUGACAUUUGAUAAAAGGCGCUACGUUUAUACUUGGGAGGCGGUUUUCUACCUUGGCACAAAGUGUACCUAUAUUUUUUGAUGGAAGAUACUUUUGUAAAACAAACACAUUCCAAAUAUAGAUGUAAACGUUACAAUGUUACAAAGUGCUCUUAUUCCCUAAUUCGAAGAUUAUGGUGAUAAAUAAUGGAGAACUUUAAAUGAAGGUUUCACUCUUAAAAUUCCAAGCCGACGAAGGGGUUGUCCCUGAAAACUACUGUAAGAAAACAUUAAACACAUUGUUUAGUCAAAGAUGGAACCAGGAUAUAUUCUGCGGGGCAGUUUUGUCAGCAGAUAUUCAGACAAGAAACUUUCGCAAUCUUACAAUUUAGAACGGUUUUCGGCACAAAUGUGUCAAUAGCCGUUGUCUGAAAACAAAACAAGCAUGAUCUUUACUAUGAGGAAGCUAUAGGGAUAUAUACUUUAUAAGAUACUCGAACUCUAUGCAAUGUGUUCGGAAAGAAAGCUUAUCAUAGUUUUGAGAAGAACAAUCAACUGAAAUGUAUGGCUGUAAAUAUUUCUAUAGAAUGUAAAAGUUACCUGCAUUAAUUUAUAGUUAGUCUGUGAUUCCUGGAUGUUGUUUAGUUCAUUGUGUUCACACACAAUGGUAGCUUUAUACAGUACAAAUGAACAUGUAAAUGGAAUCACUUUGAACAUAUACUGAAUACAUUGGUGGAACAAGUAUAUACAUUAUUGUAGGAACGAAUCCAUAUAUGUUAGUUACAUCUAGAUAAGAACAGAGAGCACAUGUAUAUACAUGUAUUAUUUUAUGUAUUGAGCGUCCAAACAAGCAACGUUUGGUGUAUUAAACUUUACUGAACUAACUUUA